UCAUUUCAAAACGAAAGCUCGGCGCGAACGCACGCAAAACUCGACAGCGGAAAAUAAAUAUUUAUAAGUGGCCCCGCAGAAAAAGGCAAGCGCUUAUUCAUCCAAAACACCCUGCGAUCGAGAGGCGCGUAACUUGUGCGUGUGUGAUAAGAAGCUAAUUGAUAAAGGAAGUGACGGUGCCCGCAUAUCAUUCAACAUCGCAAAAUGGCUCUGCGAAAAAGUUUGGCCUUGUGCAGCGCACUGCUCUUGGUUUUGCUGCUGGCUGAAUCCCAUGCCAAGCCCUCGCAGGAUUUAAGCACAUCACAAACGGAGUUAAGUGAUCUGAGGGGAGGCGGCAGCCUUUCCACAAAUAAGACGACAGCUGUCGUAAAGGAUACACCUUUGGACUCGAAUUCGGAAGCAGAAUCGGAGGAACAGCAAAGGCGAUCGUAUCCCCACCGCGAUGAGGAUCAAUUGAACUCGGCCACAAAUUUAGUUCUGGCGCAGAAUUACAAGUACGAUGUGGAGAUCCUGGAGUCCGGGGACGAGGAGCAACAGGACUCCAGCAUGGAUGACAUGGACGACCUGGAGGAGCGGUUCAAGGGACGCGGCGUGGUCUUUAGCACGGACACCGACACCUUCGCCUCCGAGAACAUCGAGAUGACUCCCGUGGACACGCAGGCGGAUGCGGUGAGCCAGGGACACGUGCUGCUGGGCAUCGUGGUGGUGGCUCUGGCCUUGAUCUCCAUUGGCCUUUACGCCGGCCUGGUCUUAUGGCGCUCGCACCUGGAGCAGCGGUAUGGAAUGCGCGAGCGGUUGGUGAACCAAGAUCUCGAGGAGGAGGCGGGCGGCGAUGAUUAUCAAGUCUAUGCCCCGACUACCACACCGGCUACACCCAGGGCGUAGUCCGUUCAAAUCUGGUCCGAUUUGAUCUGAUCUGGUGCGCGACAAUUGGACCGGGUUUCGGUUUUAAGUGCGCACUCACCACACAAUCCAGACGACAAUCCCAGCGACAACGAGGAUGGAGAGCAAGCUCAAUCGUCUAAUGAAUGCCAUAAAUUUCCACGACAAGCUGAAAAGCAUUCCACUUCCCAAUUACCUUCUAAUGGCGAUGCUAAAGGUCAUCGCCGAGUUCUAGAAGCGCAGUUGACAGCGCCAAUUAGCUAGUAAGUUCCUGUGAUAUUGUUCUAGAGAUUCUUUUGUACGUCCUUGCACUAACAAUAUGCAUAGAGCCCAAAUUUGUAUUUGAUAAUAAAUAACUAAUUGUAAAUGUAAAAGAAAAUUUUAUUCG
This is a messenger RNA of Drosophila ficusphila, 1270 nucleotides long. RefSeq lists its product as uncharacterized. The transcript is spliced from 4 exons. NCBI's taxonomy places the organism in Eukaryota, Metazoa, Arthropoda, Insecta, Diptera, Drosophilidae. Bases 205 to 885 code for a protein of 226 amino acids. The record is from RefSeq and is a predicted model, not a curated record.